AUGGUAAGGAGGUUGAAACACAUGCUUGAUAAAACAAGUGGUGCCGGUGGUGCCGAGCCCGUCGCAGUCAUGUCAGCACCAAAAGCGGACCUCGGGGAAGGCAUUCUACUGGACGAGUCUACCCUGACAAGAUUGCGGCGAGAUGCCAAGAACUCGGGGUCAAGAUUUGCCCGGGGUCUUCUCAAAGUUCUCUUCAGCUCGGAAGAGUUGGAGAACAAGUCUCUUUUUGGGCGGCGUUCAAACGCCCACAAGGGUGCCGCCCAAAAAGAGGCCUUGGAUCCGAGACGUGUGAAUGCCAUCCUGAGAUACACAGCAAGACAUUUUGAUGCCACAACAGGCGAAAUAAAAAACACAUUGUCAUCCAUGCUAGCACGUGGAUAUUGAAAUCUUUUUAAUAAAUACUAGUUUUCA
Molecule: messenger RNA, 411 nt
Organism: Dermacentor albipictus
Lineage: Eukaryota; Metazoa; Arthropoda; Arachnida; Ixodida; Ixodidae
Source: RefSeq, a predicted model, not a curated record